Molecule: messenger RNA, 3691 nt
Organism: Bombus terrestris (buff-tailed bumblebee)
Lineage: Eukaryota; Metazoa; Arthropoda; Insecta; Hymenoptera; Apidae
Gene: klhl10
Product: kelch-like protein 10
Exons: 8
Coding region: 953-2929 (658 amino acids)
Molecular function (GO): protein binding
Source: RefSeq, a predicted model, not a curated record
AAAUAUCUCUUUUCCAUAUUCGUAAAUUAUUUAUCGAAAUGGCGCGCCAAAUAUUUCUAUAAAUUAAUUAAAAGCCAGUUUACAAGCCCGAUCUUCCUACUAUGAUAUAACUAUCUUGAAUCUUGCCAUCAAAGUGCUCAUUUGUUAGAAGACAGUCCUAGACUGAACGGCGGACAUGUAAGACCUAUGUCACAGCCAGAGGCGACAUUUACUCUCUUUUAAAAUCACACAAAAUAGUUUGUAUCUGUCUGCCACCCAUCUCCUCCGCUCCACUCCGCAUCGUUUCCCUUCUUUUUUUUAAAUCUUCGUCGUACAAUUUCUGGUCUUCGAGUCCGUCCGUCCACGUGUCAGAAUCAUUUUUGACACAUACGAAAUUGCAACGCGUACAAGUAUCAGCCAAAGACAUUUUCCACUACAAUUGGUACCGAAUCGUAACUCAACCGUCGAUUACAAUCAGUAGUAUUUGCUCGAUCGAGUUUCGAAGAGUAAAAAUCGUAAAAAUUGCACCGUCUAAUCGAUAAAAAUCAUUGCCAAGCACUGGAAACUCUAACCUCUUGGACGAUUUGAAAAUUAACCAAGUCAUCGGUAUUCUUCGUUUCACAGGUAUGAUCAUGAUAUUCGUUAGUUAAUCGAUAAAGAAACUAAUUCGAUUAUACGAUCAAUGAGAAUUUUAGACGAUUCGUAAUAAACGAACGAAUGGAUCAAACGUUCAUCUCGGUAAAUUACUUUUUAUUUUCAUCAAUUACCUGCUUACUUCUAUAUCAAUCGUCUACUAUUUAAAAAGACACAUGAAAAGUAUUCAACGAUGGAAAUCGUUCAUCGUUAAAAUAAAAGAUACGAUUAGAAAAUUUUCAAGCGUCGCACGAUCGUCGGAACUGGAUAAAGCGUUUCUCCACCUUUGUCGUCGCGGAUCCUCGAACAGAUUCGUGGCCGAAUUUUGAGGAAAUUUGAUAUGGAUGUAGACUCGAACGACAACAGCAGGAAUAUCGAUUCGCACGAAACCAACACACAACGACUGAUUGCCGAAAGCGGUGGCCGAUGUAUGAGCACGCAAGCGAUGCAAUCGCUUUACGACUUCCGACAAAACAACCUUCUCUGCGACGCGGUCUUAAGACUCGAAGAUGGAGGCGUGUUUCCGAUUCACCGCGCCAUUUUAUCAGCUUGCAGUCCGUAUUUUAGAACUUUGUUCACAACCACGUUGCACUCGCGCGAGAAAACGGACGUGCUUCUGCCUGGCGUCAGUAGCAAUAUGAUGAAUCUGCUUCUCGAAUACGCGUACUUGCGUUCCAUCAACGUCAAUAACGAGAACGUGUGUCAGCUGCUGGUCACCGCCGAUUACCUAAAUAUUCUCGGCGUUCUCGAUUUCUGUUGCGAGUAUCUCAAGCAAAAUCUAGCGCCGGAGAAUUGCAUCAGCAUCAUGAGGUUCGCAAGGGAACAUUUCUGCAAAGGAUUGGAAAACAGCGCGUAUCGUUACGUUAUGAGACAUUUCGUACAGGUAGCUCAACGAAGCGAGGAAAUUCUCGACUUACCGAUCGAAGAGCUAACCGCUCUGAUCGGAGCCGACGAAUUGAACGUUAAGAGCGAGGACACGGUUUGGGAACUGGUAUUAAAAUGGAUCGACUACGAUCCUCAAUCUCGAAAAGAAUUUAUCGUCGAUCUGAUGAAGAAUAUUCGCCUUGGCCUCUUGGAUACGCAAUUUUUUCUCGAAAAUGUUAAAGACCAUCCGUAUGUUACUGGAAACGAAGCCUGUCGACCUAUCAUUAUCGAAACCUUGAAAUUCUUGUACGAUUUGGAGAUUAUUACACAAAAGGAUGGAGAGGUACCAACGCCGAAAAUAGCGCGACCGAGAGUUCCCCAUGAAAUACUGUUCGCUAUAGGUGGAUGGAGUGGCAGAAGUCCUACAAAUUUCAUAGAAACCUACGAUACCAGAGCGGAUCGAUGGGUCAAGGUGGAAGAAGUAGAUCCGAUCGGACCUCGUGCGUAUCAUGGAACUGCGGUGGUCGGUUUCAAUAUUUACGUGAUCGGUGGUUUCGACGGUGCGGACUAUUUCAACAGUUGUCGUUGCUUCAACGCUGUCACUAAAAUAUGGAGAGAAGUUGCUCCGAUGAACGCUAGAAGGUGUUACGUUAGCGUUGCCGUGCUCAACGAUCUAAUUUACGCGAUGGGAGGAUAUGACGGAUAUUAUCGACAAAGCACCGCGGAACGUUACAACUAUAAGACCAACCAAUGGUCCUUGAUAGCACCCAUGAAUUGUCAAAGAUCGGAUGCCAGUGCAACUACUUUGAAUGACAAAAUUUACAUCACGGGCGGUUUCAAUGGCCACGAGUGUUUAAAUUCAGCCGAGGUGUACGAUCCAGAAACCAAUCAGUGGACUAUGAUAGCUCCGAUGAGAUCGCGUAGGAGUGGAGUGUCCUGUAUAGCUUAUCACAAUAACGUAUACGUUAUUGGGGGUUUCAAUGGAAUAUCAAGAAUGUGCAGCGGAGAGAAAUACAACCCUGCGACGGAUAUUUGGAGCCCGAUCCCUGAUAUGUACAAUUCGCGUAGUAAUUUCGCGAUCGAGGUGAUCGACGACAUGAUUUUUGCCAUUGGUGGAUUCAACGGUGUUACCACGAUAUAUCACGUCGAGUGUUACGACGAAAAAACGAACGAGUGGUACGAAGCGACAGACAUGAACGUAUACCGUUCAGCGUUAUCAGCUUGCGUAAUCAUGGGGUUACCAAACGUGAACGACUACAUUCAUAAACACCGUGAACGUUUGAUGGAAGAGAAACGACAGAAACUGUUAGCAUUGGAAGUUCACCGCAGUCAACAUCAACCUCAACAAGAUCAGAUCCAGCAAAAUAGCGAAAAUUCUUUCAAUAACGAAAUACCCGCACCACCACCGAUGCCUCAAAAUACUAGUUCCAGCAACGAGAAUCGACAAAAUUAACAAUAAAGAUUUAAGGAAAUAUUUGUAGGACUAUAGGUUUCACGGUCGGUCGGACGGACGAUAAUUGAAGUAAUAAAACAACGAAUGUUCAAAACGAUUUAAUUAUCCUACGAUUAUGUUGGAAGAAAAUGCUAACGCGAUUGAUGGCAUUCGUAUUAACGAGAGAACACCUUUACAGAUUUUAUAUCUUCGAUCUGUUGAAAAUAUAAUCUCGAAGAUGAAACAACCUCGUUCGAAAUGUUUCUUUUAAUAUAAUCGUAGUCUCCUUGGAAAUUUCGGGUGGUAGAGUAAAUCUUAAACAUGAUCCUAAAGAUCUUAGAGAGGAGAAAAUGUAACGAUUAUGAAAGAUUUAUAUAGUGUAAAAUAUCCUGUUGCCAACGAUAAAAAAAGGGAUAGCGCUUUUUGAAAUGGAAUUUUAGAAUCGAUAGCAUGCUUGUUAAAACAGGAUAAUAUUUUCAGAUUCGUGUUUACCGCAGUUUGUUAACCGACAUGUGUUUUAUUUUUAUACAAGACAUAUUUUUAUUGCCUGUUUUUGUGAUGGAAUUUUUUUACCAAGUUUAUCGAACGAUUGUAUACAUAUAAAGGAAUUAUAUGUGUGCGUGAGAAGGCCAAUUCUAAUAAAGAGAAAGGCACGAUCUAUGAUAUAUAUAUUUUUAAAGUCGAUGAAGAAUAUCGACUAAAACUGCUGAAAUGGAACUUUACAACGAUCAAUAAAAAGACAUUAACAAACAAAUUACGCAGCUUUUACUUUGCACCAAUGUU